This is a messenger RNA of Stegodyphus dumicola, 6441 nucleotides long. RefSeq lists its product as uncharacterized. Gene Ontology annotation, biological process: negative regulation of transcription by RNA polymerase II; peptidyl-lysine dimethylation. Gene Ontology annotation, cellular component: chromatin; nucleus. The record is from RefSeq and is a predicted model, not a curated record. Lineage: Eukaryota; Metazoa; Arthropoda; Arachnida; Araneae; Eresidae. Gene Ontology annotation, molecular function: zinc ion binding; p53 binding; histone H3K9 methyltransferase activity.
UAAAAAUUUCAUAUUUAAAUAAGCUGUUGUCUCAGCUGAAAACACCAUUCUUAGAAUAGUUUUGAAAAUAUUUAGUUAAAUAAAUUUUUUCAUACAUAUUCCUUUUUUGUAAUAAAUCAUUAUCGCUUGUGUUGAACAUUUGUUUCAAUAUGGCGACAAAAUUUGAAAUGGCGAUUUGAACGUGUUGUUUACAUUGAGCUUCUAGUCGAUAAGUUCAUGUGGAAAGCAUGCUGUACUAGCAUAAAUCAGUCUUUAGAAGCAUUGUGUGUAUUUUAUGUAUUGGAGGUAUCAAUUUGGCUGUCUGUUAAGGAAUUUGCUGAACUGUAAGGAAAUUAGGUACAAUAACUACUAUGUUUUUGUAUGAAUUGGAUGAUGGACGAAAGGCAUUUGAUUUUUGCAUGAAAGCUGGUUUAAUUUGAUUGAAUUACUUACCUGGAGGAUGGAGGAGAUGGUUGUGAUAAGCUUAAACAUAUGCACAUGAGAAAAGGGUGUUUAAAGAAAAUGCAAAAUUCAAAUUUCUGUCCAGGGAAACCUCAUACAGCGGAAGGUAAAACUUCAGACUGCUGGGAUGAUGAGAACAAUCAUGCUAAAGUAUUUAAUGAUUCUGUUUGUAAUAAUAAGCUAUCUUACAUUGGAAGAAAGGAUGCUUCUUGUGUUUCCAAUUUAAAUUUUUAUGAUGUAGCUGAUAACAAAAGUUCUCAAGAACAUGGUAUAAAUACUUCAGUAGAUGAAAAAGUAUUUCUAGGAAAAAACUCCUCAAAAAUACCACAUCAUUCAACUCUCUCAUCAAGUGAUAAGUUGUGUGAUCUCAAACCUGUACUGAAAUCUGAAACUAUUUUGUCUGAUUGUUUAGAAGAUAAUUUGUAUAAUUCUUUGAUCAAGCAUGAUUCAGUGUCCACUGAUAAAUGUAAAUCUGAUAAUGUUGGUCAUUAUAGUAAUUCACGUGAAGUUUGUGUUGAUGGCUCUCAAAAUUUUUUAAAGAAACCAUUCAGUACUUCUGAAACUGCAAGUACGUACAAUUAUAAUUUACACGAUUUUAGUGAAUUUUUACCAUUUCAUUUCACACCCUCUAAUAAUAAAGCAAAAUACUUUGAUAUUUAUGGUACUUUCCCUUUUAAAAGUCAGGAACACUUAAGUAAUCCCAAACCUGUUUCAUCUCAGUGUACGUUUUAUGAAACUAAAGCUGAUAAACUGUGUUCACGGAAAAAUCAGACUAAAAAAUUUUCAUAUGAAAAUUCUUUAAAAAAAGGUAAACUAAACUUGGUAGGUAAGCUUAAUGAAGAGAAAAAGGAGACAUUUUUGUGUACAAAGAAAAAGACUUUACCUUCUAGGGAUCUAAAAAUGCAGAAUAAGCAAGAAUGGCCUUUUUCUGAAGGUAUGCCACUUUUGGAAAAAAAUACCAUAAAUGAGACAGUAAAGGAUUCUUAUUUACUCAAGACAGAAAAAAUGCCUAAGACAGUUAAUAAUUGUUCUGGUGGACUUAGUAAAGAUGUUACUUUCGAGACAGAGCAAACCGGUUUCAUUGCAGAUAGUUUACCUGAAAUAGCUGCAAACUUUUUAUCUGGGUUCACAACUCUAAAAUCUUCAUCCUUGUUAACACUCCCAGAUGCAAGUCAGCCUAGUUUAACAUGCGGUAUGUUGGAUGAAAAAUUAAGUAAAGAUCUCUCAGCUGUUUCUGAUCAUUUACUUGAAACCAACCAGUGUGAUGUAGGUUCUGUUUAUGAUCUUCAGAAAGACAAAGAUGCUAGUACUGAUUGUGCAUUUCAAACAAAUGAACUUACUGUUGAUUCCAUUGGUGUUCUUCAGAAAGACAUAGAUAUUAAUGCUGAUAGUGCAUUUCAAACAAAUGAGUGUGCUGUAGAUUCUGCAUAUGUGCUUCAGAAAGGCACAGAUGGUAAUAUUGAUUAUGCAUUUCAAACAAAUGAUUUUACUGCAAAUGCUGUUCAGAAAGGCAAAGAUGCUAAUAAUGACUGUGCAUUUCUAACAAAUGAGACUGCUGCAGAUUCUGCUUAUGUGCUUCAGAAAGACAAAGAUAAUACUGAUAGUAAAUUUCAAACAAAUGAUAGUACUGCACAUGCUGUUCAUGUUCUUCAGAAAGACAAAGAAGGUAGUACUGAUUGUACUUUUCUUACAAAUGAGUGUCUUGUGGAUUCUGUUUAUAUUCUUCAGAAAGGCAAAGAUGCUAAUACUGAAGGUGCAUUUCAAACUAAUGAGUGUGCUGUAAAUUCUGUUUAUGUUUUGCAAGAAGUUGAAAGUUCUUCAAAAAAUGAAGCAUUUCACUUUUCAGACACUAUUGAAAGUGUUGCAGAAGCCAUUUCAUAUGACAGAAUUUCUAAUGAAGAAAUUUGUGACAGUUUAAAUAAAAUUUUUAAUGAAAAUGAUACUAGUGACAUUACCAUAUGUGCCAUUACUAAUAAAAGUAAUUUAUGUGAUGAAGUAAAUUUUGAUUUUGAAGAAAAAAAUGACAUUAAUUCUGAAUUUUUUCUUAGUAAUUUAAAUAACUCUGAAACAGCAGAUCUUGCAUCUAAUAUAUCAAAAGAAAAUCUCAUAGAUUAUCAGUCAAACAUAUGCGUGGAAGGUAAAGAUCCAGAUAUUUGCAAGUCUGACACAUCUGUACUCUGUGAUAACAAACCUUCUGAAAAUUUAGUAUGCAAAACUGAAGAUUGUUUUAGUGUCAUAAAUAAAGAUGGUAAUGAGAAAACUGAGUCACAGAACUGUGAUCCUGUUAGUUUUAACCUAUCACAACCUUCCGAAAAAAUUAUGCGUGUUUCUGAAUUAAAACACAUUUCAAAUCUUGAAUCAGAAAUGGAAACUGAAAAUGGUGCUGUGAAUUUAAUAAUUCCAGCUAACUUAUAUGAUGUAGCAUUAAUUGGCACUAGCAGUAGUAAUAAUUGUAUAUCAACAAAUGUAAAUAAUUGUAUAUCAACAAAUGUAAACAAUUGUAUAUCAACAAAUGUAAAUAAUUGUAUAUCAACAAACUCAUAUGCACAUAUUUUAAAGAAUUAUGAUGACUGUGACAGUUCAGCUAAUAUUGAAAGUCGGAAUUUUGAUCCGUUAGAAAUGUCAAAAAUAGAACUUUUGCAAAAAGAGAGACAAUGUGUAAAAUCAUUUCAGAAAUCAAAAAAGACAUUUACUCAAAGGACAAAUAAUCACAAACUUAUACCAAAACAGAGUGCUCGGAAAAGUGCUUCAUCUGCAAAUAUUGCAUUUAGUAAUUUUGGUGAUAUAGGUAUUGCAUAUAAACGCUCAGGAAAAUCCAUAAAUGAAAAGCAGAAUAAAGAUAGGAGAUAUGAAAGUAACUUUAAAAAGCGAAAAAUGGGAAAAACAGUGAUUCCUCUUCGUGAAUUUCAGAUAGAGAACUCUGACAGCUCUUCAUCUUCAUCAGUUUUAAGUGUGCAGAAUGAGGACGAUAUCCUUCCAAUUGCAAAGAAAACAUUCAAAAAGCCAUUUACUGCUGCAAGAAAAUCUGUUAUGGAGUCAAGAGAUUUAGUUCCUAAAUUAGCAGCUAAAACUUUUCCAUGUCGACAACAAGCUACAAUAACGCUAACUAACCUUGUAAUCAGUGACAGUAAGGAAGAUUCAGUCACAUUCUUAUCAUUAAAAAAUGCAAGUGAUGGAGAAUCAUCUAAUUUGUCUGAAAUGUCUGAUGAAGAUGUGAGGAAUACUAGAAUUUGCUCUCCAGUAAAGGAAUUAAUGAUAUCUCAUCCUGUAUGUUGCUGCUCUGAGAAAGAAAAGCCAUGCAUUUGUACCGAUGGAAACUUGCAGGAGGUAUGCGAAGGAGAAGAUACAGUUGAUGACAAUAUUAUUCCGUGCUCAAAUAAAGUGUCAAAGCAAUAUUUACUGACUCCAUCAUCAGAGAUUCGGCACAGAGCUUUUUGCGACAUUCAUUUAUGGCGUUUACAGAGGCAUCACUGUUGUCCAAAGUGUGGAGUAUUUUGCACACAGGGGUCAUUCAUGUUAUGUUCUUCUGAUGACACUGGAAAAACUGAUGAUCAGCCUCAUUUGUUUCACCAAGGUUGUUUUCUUCUUCCUGUCCCUGGUUUACCCCCAAGAUGUCCACAUUGUUGUAAAUAUUCUAUAUUUAAAACUAUUAAUUUAUUCUUGAUGACUCAUUCUGGAGUACAAGACAGCAAAAACUGUGAAUUGUCUUCUGAUAUUAAAAAUUUAACCAGUGAUUUGGAAGAUUAUAAUAUUUUGAUGAAAAGUGCAGAUUCCGUUUCUCAAAAAAUAGGUACUGAGAAAAUGCCCUUUGUACCUGAAAGUCAUGAUCUUCAAACGAUGAUUGAUGCUUUAGCCAAUGAUAAAUCCUUGCACCUGAGGCCAAAAGGAAAAUGUCUGUAUAAUCCUAUUAAAACAGGAGAUGUGAAAAAAGUAGUACAUCUUAUAGCAAAUGGCGUUAAUCCUAAUCACAAGUUUAAAAUGCACAAGAAUGCUACUCCUCUUCAUGUUGCAGCCCAUCAUGGUUUCACUGGAAUCAUUCAUAUUUUAUGUCAGGCUGGUGCAUUAAUAGAUACUGUAAAUGAUGACUUAGAAACUCCUCUUAUGGUAGCUGUAGAUAAAAAUCAAAUAUCAGCAGUUCGUUAUCUUGUUCUUUCAGGAGCACAAACUGAUACAAAGAAUGAAAAUGGAUUAACAGUUCUACAUAUAGCAGCUAGAAAUGGCUUUCUGGAAAUAGCUCAAUAUUUAUAUAAUACUGGAUAUUUUGAUAUCAAUAUUCAGGAUGAUGGAGGCUGGACGCCAUUAGUGUGGGCAUGUGAAAACAAGCAUGAUGACUUCAUAAAAUGGUUGUUGGAAAUGAAGGCAGAUCCUAAUAUUCGAGAUGAGGAAGAAAAUACUGCUUUACAUUGGGCUGCUUAUUCUGGAGUGGUCUCAAUAGUUCAGGAUUUGCUAGACAAUGGUUGUAAUCUCAAUUAUGUAAACCUCCGAGGAGAUACUGCUUUGCAUAUUGCUGCACGUGAAGAUAAUUAUGACUGUGUCAGGUUAUUAUUAAUGAAUGGAGCAAUUUUGGACAAGAAAAAUAAGGAUGAUGAAACUCCUAUAAUGUGCUGUGGAGAUAAUUCUUUAUCUUGGAAACUUUUAAAUCACUAUAAAUCUAUGGGUCCUAUAAAAGGAAAACUAGAACAGCGUGUUGUUUUCAGGGAUAUUUCUCGAGGUUCUGAGGUAUUUCCCAUUGAAGUUAUUAAUGAAGUAGAUGAAGAAGAGUUCAUUAUGGAAUUCAGAUAUAUUACCAAAAGCUGUUUUAGAUCAGGAGUGGAUAUAAACACAUUGGUAGACACUAUGCAGCUUUGUUACUGUAGAGACAAAUGCAUUUCUCGAUACUGUACUUGUGUGAUGAGUUCCAAGUGCUGGUAUGACUUGAAUGGCUGUCUUGUCUCUGACUUUGACUUUCAUGGUCCUCCUGCAAUUUUUGAAUGCAACAAGACUUGCCACUGUUCUAAAGCUUGCAUCAACAGAGUUGUUCAGCGAGGUCUACGAAUUCCUUUACAACUAUUCCGUACUUUAAGCCGGGGUUGGGGUGUACGGACUUUACGGAAAAUUCCAAAAGGUUCAUUUGUCUGUGAAUAUGUUGGAGAAUUGAUAACUGGACAUGAAGCAAUUCAGCGGGGAGAUGAUACUUAUUUUUUUGAUCUUGAGAGUGAAACUGCUGAUUACUGUUUGGAUGGUCGUUUUUAUGGCAAUAUUGCUAGAUUUCUUAAUCAUAGUUGCGAGCCUAACUUAAUAGCUCUCAAAGUGUUUGUUGAGCAUCAAGAUUUAAACUUUCCUCGUAUUGCAUUUUUCACUUUGAAAGAAGUACAAGCAUAUGAAGAAUUGUGUUUUGACUAUGGAAUUGAUUUUUGGAUCAUAAAAUGCCAAACUGUCCUUUGUACCUGUAAUUCUAAACUGUGCAAAUAUUCUAAAGACUCCAUUGAUGCAACUUUUGAAACUUAUUUGACUGAGAUGGAAUAAGGGAAGACAACUUCCAUGAUUCUUUCAGCCAAAUGUAUUUUGUAUUAUUUUAUUAGAUAUCUGUUAAAGAUUCUGUUAUUUAACUUCUUAUUUAGAAGGUAUUUCUUAUUGAAUAUAAUGCAAUUUUUGUUGCUUUAAUGAUUUUCAAUAUUUGACUCAAAAGAGGAAACUUGUCUAAAUCUGUUCCAAGAGCAGAAGGUAUUUUUUUCAUAAAACUGUACAUAUUUUGCUAUUUAAAAAUACAGUUCGAGAGUUUUUGAAAGUAUGUCAUUUUACUUAUAUAAAUUUGAGAUAUAAAAUUUAUAAAGUCAACAAAUGUAUAUAACCAUACUGUUUUAUAUUCAACCAUAUGGUAUUAAUAUAUUAUAUGUGUGAUGCAUUUAACAUAACCCAUCAGGCAUUAUGUUAAAAUAAACAUCCAUCUGACUUGUACAUGAAUUUAUAUUGCUGUAUGGAAUGUAUAUUUUUAUAAAUAAUAAACCAGUUGAAUUUUUA